UAUGAAUACAGCUGAGGCAAAGGUUGUUUCUUCAAAGAAUGCGCAUGUACAUAGGCUCCAUCACCAUUCCGGAGAGCAUAAACACCAUUCUGGAGAGCAUAAACACCAUGCCAAGUCUUCGACUGGUGCGACAGCAACCGCCGCGCCCCUUACGGCAACCGGGAAGAAGCCGGCGCCCACUUCGGAGGAGCGAAGGCACGGCGGUGAAAGUGAGACAGCUCAUGCAAGGAGUACAACAGCCACGGAUCAAAAGGAGACGGGACGUGAUGACAAGAAGGAGACAGCGACUGCGAGGAGCAUAGACAAGCACCAUCAGCAUGAGAAGCACCAUUCACACCAUCCGACGGAGCAUGCACGCCAUUCGAAGGAGCAUGCACGCCAUGCAACAGAGCAUGCGCACCAUUCGAAGGAGCAUGCACACCAUUCGAUGGAGCAUGUACACCAUGCGCAGGACAAGCCUAAAAAUAUUGACGCACUGAAGAGGGAUGAAGAAACAGUGAGCGCGAAGGAUCUGCGUCGGCUUCGAGUGAUCGAGCAGUGUUACUACGACCUCGGACCGCAAAUCUCGAUGCUAAAUCGAGAGAACCAAAAACUCAUUCGCCGGGAGCAACUUCGGCUCGAGGAGUCUCGUCGUGGUGACUGUGUCACUUUUGGGACUACGGACCGAAUCGCAGAUGGCGUUGAUGGACCAUUCUUGAGCAGUAAAGGGAUGUCAACGGUGAAACGCACAAGGGAGAUAGAGGCUCAUGCGUCCAACGGAUUGCGUAUCUUGUUGAACCGUUUAAAUACAAGUCUCACCGGGGGCCUUCUUUGGGUCCGACAUUUGAAUGGGGUGUCCUCAAGAGUGGCCUCGCUACCAAUAGUACGUAAUGAGCCAGUGUUAACAAAAACGGCCUCUCAGCAGAGUCAAGCGGAGGAUCAUUAUCUUUCGUUCCGGGAGGAGGGAGAUUUUCGUUACGUGUUCCUUCGUACUGGAGAUCCUCUGCUAGAGGUGUACUCUCUGCCUGAUAAAGAACCGUCGGGAGGGACGAGACUUCUGGCCACCUUUGACCAACUGGUGUUCCAGUGCCAGGGUCAGACUUUCGUUGGUUACCAAGAGGGGAGCCCGGUCGUCGAGCUAGACUGCUUUGCAGGCGGGACAGAGGAGCCAGACCGAGUUUUUUCGAAGUGGCUGCUGCUCCUUGACGCAGUCGGCGCGCUUGCCAGACGAAAAAACUAAAGACUUUCAAGGGACACAUAGCGAAUGUCGAUGACUGGAUCGGCUUCCUCGAUAAGGUGCGGGACCCUCCCAGAGAUCAAAAUUUUUUCCAGAGACUGAUCGAGAAUUUUCCUGUCAUACGCCUUUUCGUUAUUGAGUUUGGUACAGGAAGAGAAAUGUUAGUCAAUGUAUGAUGCAUUUCUUCGUAAAAGAUGAACGUAAAAAGACGCAGUGACCACGACCCGAGCGACUUUGAGAAUCCGGUUUACAGACUCGCGCCGUCUCGACAUGGUCUUUGGAUUCGCUCGAUCUCUUUCCUUCGUAGAUUGUUUGAGAAACAAAGGAUUUUUCUUUGAAGUGGAAUCCCAGAAUUUGUUGUGUCUUGUCGUGUGAUAUUUGACCGACAUGUCGGCAUCAAUCGAAGUAUCUUGAUGUUCUUCGUUAUAACAUGAGUACUAUGUAUCAAUCGCUAUAAGAUGUGGACGGUUGUCCUCCUUCCACUUUGAGACUUCUUACGUCAAAUGAAGCGAUGCCUUCAAAUCUCGUCUAGUUCGUUGCACACACCGAAAUGUCGACGGAUAUCUUGAUCUUCUGUCGCAGGAGCCUCUAUUUGAGAAUGUGGAUCAUGUGUAACUUCAUACCUCCG
Amoebophrya sp. A25 is the source of this 1844-nucleotide messenger RNA. The record is from the annotation of a GenBank genome assembly. NCBI's taxonomy places the organism in Eukaryota, Dinophyceae, Syndiniales, Amoebophryaceae.